Pestalotiopsis fici W106-1 is the source of this 747-nucleotide messenger RNA. RefSeq lists its product as uncharacterized. NCBI's taxonomy places the organism in Eukaryota, Fungi, Ascomycota, Sordariomycetes, Amphisphaeriales, Sporocadaceae. The record is from RefSeq and is a predicted model, not a curated record. The transcript is spliced from 2 exons. The coding region runs from base 1 to 747 and encodes 248 amino acids.
AUGGAAGGUGAUAAACAGAUAGUCUUCUACGACAUCGCCUCGGGUCCACCAAGGACAUGUUAUGCGCCUAAUCCCUGGAAGACCAGAUAUGCUUUAAACUUCAAGGGCGUCGACUACCGCACCGCCUGGGUUGAGUACCCCGAAGUCACCCGUACCCGGAUGGAGCUCGGCGUUCCACCAUGUCGUUAUCACGCCGACGGCUCGCCAUUCUACACAUUGCCCGUGCUACGGGAUCCAUCCACGGGAGCGCUAGUGGGAGAUACCUUUGACAUUGCCGUCUAUCUCGACAAGCAAUAUCCCGACAGGCCUACCUUGAUCCCACCACGGUCCAUUGCCGUGUUCAAGGCCUUUAACAAGCAAAUGGACGCCCUCUUUACUUCGACGGUGCUUCUUUGGUGUCAGGGCAUUCCGCUGAAUCCAGAAACAGCCGAGGAGUCCAAGGCCGAGUUCGUCAGGAGAACAAAUGGUACUCCGUACGAAGAGAUUACCGUCAAGGGCGAGGCCAGGAGACAACUGCUCGAACAGUCCAAGGAAAAGCUGGCUGAGCUCGCAGAGCUCUUUCAGCACCCUGAGGAGCCAUUCAUGGAAGGUGCCACGGCUACGUAUGCCGAUUUCAUCAUUGGGGGCUGGUUGACGACCAUGUCGAUUACUCUGCCAGAGGGUGACUGGACUGAGAUCAAGAGCUGGCACGAUGGAAGAUGGGCCAGGCUUUAUGCAGGUUUACGGAGAUAUGCGGACGUCAAAUAA